This is a messenger RNA of Phyllostomus hastatus (greater spear-nosed bat), 3877 nucleotides long. It is a transcript of the gene NDST2, whose product is annotated as N-deacetylase and N-sulfotransferase 2. The transcript is spliced from 16 exons. The coding region runs from base 729 to 3380 and encodes 883 amino acids. NCBI's taxonomy places the organism in Eukaryota, Metazoa, Chordata, Mammalia, Chiroptera, Phyllostomidae. Gene Ontology annotation, molecular function: deacetylase activity; heparan sulfate N-sulfotransferase activity. Gene Ontology annotation, cellular component: Golgi apparatus. The record is from RefSeq and is a predicted model, not a curated record.
GGGAGGAGGGGGUUCCUUUCUGCGGGUGGGGCUCGGAGCCCGCCGACUCCGCGGCCGAGGCUCUGCUGAUUGCUGUAGAGGGCCGUCCGGCUGCCCGGCACAUCGGCCGCUCGACGGCCCGACCCAGAGGCGGCGGGAAACCUAGUGGACACCUCGAGCGGCAGCGCGCCGCCUCCCCCCAGUGGGAGCGGUGGUUGGGCCCGGCUGCAGCGGAGCUUUCGCUCGGAGAUGGCGGAGCCGCAGCGACGCGGCCCGAGGCCCCGAAAUCAGGGAAGCGGGGCAGCCCCGGGACGCGGCGGAGCCCGGGGUCAGCGGGGACGCCGCCCAGUCCGCCGGGUAUGAAGGAACUUUCUGUUUUUGGAGAACAAAUCAUCCUGUGAGCGGAAGAUAGGAAGCAUAGAGAUUGUGAACUUUGUUGACCUCUUAUGUGAGGAGCUCAAACAGGACCAAGGGUGGAGCCUGACUGGAUUUGCAUCCUGAAGCUAUGGGCCAGGGGGCCAUGGUGACCUGAUAAAAAUGGACUCUGUCCAGUUGCCCUCUGUUGCCCUUUCUACCUCCCCUACCCUACUCUAAGGGAAUUUGUCUCAGCCUCUUUGGGGAAUUGAUCCUAAGGGAAUCCCUUUCCCCUAUUUUCCUAUCCUUCUACCUUCCCAAGAGAGCCCUAGCCUAUAGAACUCCUACCUCCCAUCCCUUGAGGUAGUCCCCAUCCCUGCCUCCCCUCCCCCGCCAUGCUCAAGCUGUGGAAGGUGGUACGCCCAGCUCGGCAGCUGGAACUGCAUCGCCUCAUACUGUUGCUAAUUGCUUUCAGUUUGGGCUCCAUGGGCUUCCUGGCUUACUACGUAUCCACCAGCCCCAAGGCCAAGGAACCCUUGCCCUUACCCCUGGGAGACUGCAGCAGUAGCGGGGCAGCUGGCCCUGGCCCUGUACAGCCUCCGGUCCCACCUCGGCCUCCCAGACCUCCAGAGACAGCUCGAACCGAACCUGUGAUCCUUGUGUUUGUGGAGAGUGCAUACUCACAGCUGGGGCAGGAGAUUGUGGCCAUCUUGGAGUCCAGUCGUUUUCGUUAUAGCACUGAGCUGGCACCUGGCCGAGGGGACAUGCCCACGCUGACUGAUCAUACCCGUGGCCGCUAUGUCUUGGUCAUUUAUGAGAACCUGCUCAAGUAUGUCAACCUGGAUGCCUGGAGUCGGGAACUGUUAGACCGUUACUGUGUGGAGUAUGGUGUGGGCAUCAUUGGCUUUUUCCGAGCCCAUGAGCAUAGCCUACUGAGUGCCCAGCUCAAGGGCUUUCCCCUUUUUCUUUAUUCAAACCUGGGGCUCCGGGACUACCAAGUGAAUCCUUCUGCCCCCCUACUGCAUCUCACACGCCCUAGCCGCCUAGAGCCUGGGCCAUUGCCUGGUGAUGACUGGACCAUUUUUCAAUCCAAUCAUAGCACAUAUGAACCAGUGCUUCUUGCCAGCCUUCAGUCAGCUGAGCUCCCUGUGCCAGGACCAGUGCCUCGCCGGGCACGGCUUCCCACUGUGGUACAGGACCUGGGGCUUCAUGAUGGCAUCCAGCGGGUGCUCUUUGGCCACGGCCUUUCCUUCUGGCUCCACAAACUUAUUUUUGUUGAUGCCGUUGCGUACCUCACUGGCAAGCGCCUUUGCCUGGACUUUGAACGCUACAUCUUGGUAGACAUUGAUGACAUCUUUGUGGGCAAGGAAGGUACCCGCAUGAAGGUGGCUGAUGUUGAGGCUCUGUUGACCACCCAGAACAAACUCAGGACCUUAGUCCCCAACUUCACCUUCAACUUGGGCUUCUCGGGCAAGUUCUAUCAUACUGGGACAGAGGAGGAGGAUGCAGGGGACGACAUGCUGCUGAAGCACCGUGAAGAGUUCUGGUGGUUCCCACACAUGUGGAGCCACAUGCAGCCACACCUGUUCCACAAUCGCUCCGUGCUGGCUGACCAAAUGAGGCUCAACAAACAGUUUGCUUUGGAGCAUGGGAUUCCCACGGAUCUGGGGUAUGCUGUGGCUCCCCACCAUUCGGGCGUGUACCCCGUCCAUACGCAGCUCUACGAAGCCUGGAAAUCUGUGUGGGGCAUCCAGGUGACCAGCACUGAGGAGUAUCCCCAUCUCCGCCCUGCCCGCUACCGCCGUGGCUUCAUUCACAAUGGUAUUAUGGUGCUGCCACGGCAGACAUGUGGUCUCUUCACUCACACAAUCUUCUAUAAUGAGUAUCCUGGAGGCUCUCAUGAACUAGAUCGGAGCAUCCGAGGUGGAGAGCUCUUCCUGACAGUGCUGCUUAAUCCAAUCAGCAUAUUUAUGACCCAUCUGUCCAACUAUGGAAAUGAUCGACUGGGUCUGUACACCUUUGAGAGCCUGGUGCGCUUCCUCCAGUGCUGGACACGGCUGCACCUACAGACCCUUCCUCCUGUCCCUCUUGCACAAAAGUACUUUGAACUCUUCCCUCAAGAGCGAAGUCCCCUUUGGCAGAAUCCCUGUGAUGAUAAGAGGCACAAAGAUAUCUGGUCCAAGGAGAAAACCUGUGAUCGACUCCCCAAGUUCCUCAUUGUAGGACCCCAAAAGACAGGGACCACAGCUAUUCACUUCUUCCUGAGCCUGCACCCAGCUGUGACCAGCAGCUUCCCUAGCCCGAGCACCUUUGAGGAAAUUCAGUUCUUCAAUGGCCCUAAUUACCACAAGGGCAUUGACUGGUACAUGGAUUUUUUCCCUGUCCCUUCCAAUGCUAGCACUGACUUUCUAUUUGAAAAAAGUGCCACCUACUUUGACUCAGAAGUUGUACCACGGCGGGGUGUUGCCCUCUUACCACGAGCCAAGAUCAUCACUGUGCUCACCAACCCUGCUGACAGGGCCUACUCUUGGUACCAGCACCAGCGAGCACAUGGAGACCCAGCUGCUCUGAACUACACCUUCUACCAAGUGAUUUCAGCCUCUUCCCAGGCCCCUCUGGCACUUCGUUCCUUGCAAAACCGCUGUCUUGUCCCUGGCUACUAUUCUACCCAUCUGCAACGCUGGCUGACUUACUACCCCUCUGGACAGUUGCUGAUUAUGGAUGGGGAAGAGCUCCGUACCAACCCAGCUGCUUCAAUGGAGAGCAUCCAGAAGUUCCUGGGUAUCACACCCUUUCUGAACUACACACGGACCCUCAGGUUUGAUGAAGGUAAGGGAUUCUGGUGCCAGGGACUUGGAGGUGGUAAGACUCGCUGUCUAGGCAAGAGCAAAGGUCGGAGGUACCCAGAUAUGGACACCGAGUCCCGCCUUUUCCUUAUGGAUUUUUUCCGGAACCACAACUUGGAGCUGUCAGAGCUCCUGAGCCGGCUUGGACAGCCAAUGCCCUCAUGGCUUCGGGAAGAACUGCAGCAUUCCAGUCUGGGAUGAUGUCCCAGCCUCCAUACCAGCAAAAAAAAAAAAAGAGCCCAUUUCCCUAGGGGGCAAGCCCAGAGCAGAGCCCACAAGGGGAAUUUGAGUGGCCUGGCCCCUCCCCCUUCUACCUCAGUGGCCCCCAGGCUUGGAAUGGCUGAGAAGGGAAAGUCCUCUUUCCCAUUGCUCUGAGGUCUGAUAAAGGGGCUUCCUUUCACACCCCACAUUAUGGUACUAGCCACCUUUGACUCAUGGUCUUGGAAGGUGGGGAGGAAUUAGAGGCAGGGUCUAGAGGAACAUAUUAAUCAAAUAAUUUACCUCUUCAUCCCCAGAGUGUAGCUGUAUCUGGCUGUGGGAGGGACCCCUUACUGUGGGAAUAAUGGGAUCUACCUGUGGCCCGGCCUCCCUAAUGUCAUUCACAUUGAAUGCGGACGAGGCCUAACAGUGGCUCAUAGAGCUGAGUAUGAGCCCUAGCUAUGGGCUAGAAAUGUCCUUAAUAAACAUCCUUAUUUUUC